Molecule: messenger RNA, 2268 nt
Organism: Phymastichus coffea
Lineage: Eukaryota; Metazoa; Arthropoda; Insecta; Hymenoptera; Eulophidae
Gene: Orc4
Product: origin recognition complex subunit 4
Exons: 5
Coding region: 338-1687 (449 amino acids)
Biological process (GO): DNA replication initiation; DNA replication
Cellular component (GO): nucleus; nuclear origin of replication recognition complex
Molecular function (GO): DNA replication origin binding; ATP hydrolysis activity; ATP binding
Source: RefSeq, a predicted model, not a curated record
ACUUUUUGUUACGGCACCCGUAUAAGUUGUGUCUCCUUCUCUAUUACUUACUCCUUAGUUUAAAGUUAAUGUUUGCUUAAAAAAAAUAUUUUUAUGUUUUUCUUUAGGAAACAUAAUGCGAGCAAAUUAUUUGGCUACCAUAAGUGAACGGAGCAAAUUCGACACUAAUGAAAAAUGUUUUUUUUUAUUAGAUUAGACUAGAUUAGAAAUCUAGAAUUAAAUUUCAAAAAUGUUAAAAGUAUAAAAUGGAUAACCUAGGAUUAAAAUUUGAUUGAUGAAUAUUUAAUUAAGAUAACUUAUAAUAUAUUUAUAUAAUGUUUAGGAUUAUAAUUUUACAAUGAGUAAGAAAGAUAAUACAUUAUAUUACUUCCAUGAUAAUCAAAUUCUCUUAACAAGAAAAUAUCUGAAAAAUAAAAUUAUAUGUGAUAAAACUAAAUAUGAACAUUAUAUUCAAGAGCGACUUCAAAUACUUGAUUUAAUUAAAUGCACUAUUGAUAUGGGAGAAAGUAAUUCUAUUUUAUUAAUUGGUCCAAGAGGUUGUGGAAAAACUGCUCUUAUUAAUAGUGUACUAAAAGAAGUAUUAGACAUUAAAAACUUUGAAGAAAAUAUUAUAGUUGUCAAACUUCAUGGUUUAGUUCAUACCGAUGAUCGAUUGGCUCUAAAAGAUGUUAUUAGACAAAUGCAAUUGGAAAAUGUAUUUAGUGAUAUAGAUUUUGGUACAUUUGCUGAAAAUUUGAGUUUUCUUAUAGAAAGUUUAAAGUCAGGAAACAGAAAAUGUUCAAAACCAAUCAUUUUUAUUCUUGAUGAGUUUGAUUUAUUCUGUGUGCAUCAUAAUCAAACUUUAUUAUACAACCUUUUUGAUGUUGCACAAUCAGAUAGAGCUCCUAUAUGUGUAAUUGGAAUAACUUGCAGAUUAGAUGUAAUAGAAUUGCUAGAGAAAAGAGUAAAGUCAAGAUUUUCUCAUCGACAAAUUUUUUUGUAUCCUGGUAAUAUUUCUAGUUUGAAAUCAUCUGCAUUUGAAAAUCGUUUAGAGCUUUUUCAAGAUCUUCUUAGCUUACCCCUUGAUGAAAAUAUUAGUAAAAUAAGUCAGACAAAUAAAAUUGAUAACAUGGGUUCCAAGUUUCAAACUCAAUGGAAUAAGCAGAUUGAUAAUUUAAGAAAUAAUAUAAACAUUGUUAAUCUUUUAAAACAAAUGCAUUGUUCUGAUAGAUCUGAAAAAAAAUUCAGAAAUUUUUUGGCCAUAGUUGUUUCUAUUCUUGUGACAGUCCAGCAAGUAUUUCAUGUUGAUGAUUUUAUUUAUGCAAGUAAAAUCUUUUCAAGAAAUGAAAAAGUUUUAAUAUUGCAAGGUUUAUCUAUUCUGGAAAUGUGUUUGGUUAUAGCUAUGAAACAUGAAACAGAAAUCUAUAAUAAUGGACUCAUGAACUUCGAAAAGAUCUGGAGUAGAUAUUUAAAAUUUGGUAGUCGAAAUUCCUCAAUCGAAUCUGUACAACGACCUGUUGUGAUUAAAGCAUUUGAACACAUCAAAGCUCUGGAAUUGAUUGUAUCAGUUGGAUUAAAUCAAAGAAAUGAAAAAGAAUAUCAAUCUUAUAAAUUUACAUUGACAUCUCAACAAGUUAUGGAAGCAGUAAAAAAUUACAAUGGUUUACCUACUGAUGUAACACAGUGGGCAGAUAGUAGUAUAUUAUGAAAGAUAAUAUACUACAUUACGAUAAAAGUGCGGAAAAGUAGAUUCUUGUCUCGUGUAGCGAGGGUGGAAAGAUACACGAGACGAGAAACUCUUUCCCGAACAUGUGCCGUACCGCAUUUUUUUAUACGAAGUGUGGAAAGUACGAUUUUCAACGCAUGUUUUCUGCCGAGCGUGCGGGAAAGACACACUUUGCGCACGGAGUAUCGAAAAAGUAAUUAAAUAAGUUCAUUGUUAGGAUAUUUCUAGGAGCUAUAUGCCACAUGAUAUACUUUGGAAUAUAGAAAUUCACGCUAAAGUCUGAAUCACGAGUGUAUUUACAGAUGAGUCUAAAUAAAAAUAUGCUGUUAAUAUCAGUCAAAAAAUUAUUUAGAAUUAAUGUCUCAUUUAAUUAUUUCAUCUUGAAAAUUUAUUACAUUUAUUUAUUGUAAUAACUUAUGGUAUUAGAUAUACCUAUGUAUAAGAUGCAUCUGUUUUCAGAGUUAAAAUUGAGAUAUAUGUAUGAGAGGUACUGAAACUACUUUCUUCAAAUGUAAAUGAAGUUUUUUAGGAUACAUAAGUUAUGAAUAUCUAUUCUUUUUAAG